CGAGCUGAAUGCAUGUAAACUGCCUCUCGCUCCUCAGCUGCCCCUUUCCGUGGUCCCUCCUUAUCGGCGACAUGAGUAGCCUGGGGGCUCUGCUGCGCCGCUGCUGGCUCCCGUCCCUGCUGCUGCCGGCGCUCCUGGGCCCACGCAUCGCCGCCGGGGCGGCCCUGCACCCACUGCGCUGCGCUCCCUGCACCCCGGAGCAGCUCACCCUCUGCCCGACCGUCGCUCCCGGCUGCCCGGAGAUGUCCCGACAGCCCGGCUGCGGCUGCUGCCAGACCUGCGCCCUGGGGCCGGGACAGCCGUGCGGGGUCUACACGGCCCGCUGCCGCCAGGGGCUCCGCUGCCACGUCCCCGCCGGAGAGCCCCGGCCCCUCUCCGCCCUCAUCCAGGGGCAAGGGACGUGCCUGCCCGCCGGAGAGGCAGGAGGGAUGCGGACGGCGGAGCCGGCAGACUCUAUUGAACCUGAAGGUAUGCCUUUGGAGAGCACUGAAAUCACACAGGAUCAGCUGCUGAACUAUCAGUUGAUGUUCCUGAUAGGCCAGGACAAACCCAUCCCCUGGAAUGCCAUUACUGCAUAUGAAAACAUGAAAGCAAAGAGAAUAUCUGAACUCAAGAAAUGGAAAGAGCAGGGACCUUGCCAGAAGGAACUCUACAAAGCCCUGUAUAAAUUGGCAAAGGCACAGCAGAGAAGUGGUGGGGAGAUUUACAAAUUCUACUUGCCCAACUGCAACAAGAAUGGAUUUUACCAAAGCAAACAGUGUACAACUUCACUGGAUGGAGAGUCUGCUGGAUGCUGGUGUGUCUACCCAAAAACUGGAAAAAAAAUUCCUGGAUCUCCAGAAAUGAACAGAGACCUUGAGUGCCAACAGUAUCUCAACUCACAAGAAUAAAACUGUUAUAACACAUUCAUUCACACCAAGUUUUCUGUGGGGUCUGAUCAAGUCAGGAGCUGUUUCAUUAAGGUAGUUUUUGUGCACCUGAGUUUCAGCAUAUGAGUGACCCCCAUAAAGUAGCUUUUUUACUGCACUGGGACUACUCAGAUGCCAGAGUGACAAAGAUGAGCAACUACAAGUUCUACAAUCUUAUAUAUUUUGUUUGUAUAAUAUUAUAGAUAUCCUCAUAUGUAAAGCUGUUGACUUAAUUUAUGUCACCAUAUAUGCAUUUUUGUCUGUGCUGUUACUAAUUUAUAACUUCAAACACUGUGACUUUUUAUGUAAAUACUUAAUAUUAUUGCUUUUAAAUACAUGCAUUUUAUAUUGGCGGAACGUUGAUACUAAAAACUUCAGAUGGCACUAACUCAGAAAAAAAUGGCUUGUAAACUUGCAUUUUGUACUAUGUAUUUAUAGACAUAAAACUGAAUGUUAAAAAAAUAGCUUUCAUUAGAGAACAGACUUAGAAACUUAUUUAAAACCUGUUUUGUUUAUUUAUCAUGUUGCUUUUGCACCUCUGUUUCAGUGUCAAGCUGUUUCUUAAAAAAGAAAGCCUAAACCUUGAUUUUAGGCUGAAGUUUCUGAUGGGACAGUAUUUGUUUCUGUUUUCCAAACAUACGCACCGGAGAAAUGGCAGAGCACAACAGAAUGUUCUGUGCCAUUGCUGACAGGUGUAGGUUGUUCAUAUGUCAACGCUGUCAUGUUUAAGAUGAGCUAUUAAAUAAUGCCUUAAGGCAUUAAACAAUA
Calypte anna (Anna's hummingbird) is the source of this 1676-nucleotide messenger RNA. RefSeq names its product insulin like growth factor binding protein 1 (gene IGFBP1). Gene Ontology annotation, molecular function: insulin-like growth factor I binding; insulin-like growth factor II binding. The record is from RefSeq and is a predicted model, not a curated record. NCBI's taxonomy places the organism in Eukaryota, Metazoa, Chordata, Aves, Apodiformes, Trochilidae. Gene Ontology annotation, biological process: regulation of insulin-like growth factor receptor signaling pathway. Gene Ontology annotation, cellular component: extracellular region. The transcript is spliced from 4 exons. Bases 9 to 890 code for a protein of 293 amino acids.